Messenger RNA from Echinostoma caproni, 1899 nucleotides. NCBI's taxonomy places the organism in Eukaryota, Metazoa, Platyhelminthes, Trematoda, Plagiorchiida, Echinostomatidae. The record is from the annotation of a GenBank genome assembly.
AUGUCUACUGUUUCACUGUCCGAAGAUUUCAAAGAAGAAGAGGUUGCCGAACUGGAUUUAUGUGCUUCACUGAUGGCAGCGUGCGAUGUGUUGGAGGUGGCACAGAAUAACAACCAAGUCAAUUAUUUUGAUCGACUCAAAAGACAUUCACAAUCCCAAACAAAGCCCCGGAUACAAAAUAAUGCAAUUGUGAAAGAAGGAGUGGCCUGGUAUCCAAAUGAGUUCGUCAUUGUACAUUCCGAUCUCACAUCUACCGUUUGGAGUGAGAUCUCGGAGAACCCGGCAAUAUGCUCCGAGCAAGAUAGGUCACACAGUGCGCACAGACGACAGGAAUUAGAUUCCACCGAAGAAACGGUACAAAAACAACAGAAGAAAGAAUCCAAAUGUGAUAUCAUUGGGAACUCUCCCUCCUCUUUUUCAUCUAAACUACCAGUAUUUGAAAAAAGUAAAACAAGUCAGGACACUACUAUCAUCCUUGACACGUCCAAGAUGGGCACAACACAGCGCAAUCCGGCCCGAAUGUUGCAGCGAUUCAGCGUGGAUUCAACACCAAGUCCGGUUCACACUGUUACACCGCAAAUAAGACGUGAAUCUCGGGUACGUGAGUGCAUGAGAAAAUAUUUUCCUGGAUGUGAUGCAAAAGAAGUGACGGAGAAACUGAUGGAAGAGAAUAAGGCCGAGAGUGAUCGUUCAAGGCGAAGAACACCCAGUCCACGAACAGUUCGGAAGCCGUGCUCUAUUUGGACCAGUGUGAACCGAACCGAUCGAAUCUAUCGAGCCGCUGUGGAAUCGGAGAACCGACAACGAAAUAAGCCAAUCAGUCGAAUAAACGGUCGUUGUGGGCAAGUCAAACGCCAUCCCCGAUUCACAAUUGCACCAACAUCUACGGUGCGCGCUCCGACUAAAUCUGUGGAGACCACUCCAGAUACGAGAGAACAAGGGGACAGUCAGCCAGAAGAAGACGGUGAAUUAACGACAGACGAGUUGACCAAGCUGGAUAGAUCAGGUUCCGAACAGGUUACAAUUGUGACCGCUCAAAAGCCACAACAGGAUUUAAUUGAAUCAAUUCAAACAGACAUUAUUGGGAAAAAGCCACCUGUUACGGUUCGUUAUCGUUCAAAAUCACCUCCGGUUCAUUACUUGGAGAACACCAAAUUGUCUGUUCCGAGAGUCUGCUCAUCUUCCUCUUCAUCUUCAAAACCGCGUCUGAGAAAACAUAUUCAUGCAAUCCAAAAUCGAUGGUUUGGCGGUUUCAAUACCGUGGCCGACAAGCUUGCUCGGGUGGCAAAACUCACCGAAGAAUUAACUCGAAUUCAAUCACAAUUGAAACAAUUGCAAAAUUAUAGCACGCUGGGACGAUAUUAUUGUAUUGCUGAUCUUUACCUUGGUCUGCUUUGUGCCCAGUUGGCUCCACAUGUUGUGAAUGCUAUGCUUUCCUGUGGCAAAUCGGAAACUUUCCCCUUACGCCGAAGGAAAUCCAGACGGUCACGUUUAGGAUCCCUUAAAUUCUUGACUCUCGCGCCAUCUGCCGUGAAAGCACUGCUGUUUGAGCGUCGUAGAAAAAGAUCGCGGAAGCUCACAAACGGUAUGCAUAACUCACUGCCAACAGGAAUCUCGUGGUCGGGAUCUUAUUCGGACCAAUUUAACGGACAAAAAGUGCUCAAUGAAACCACAUCGGAAGUGGAUCGUCGUCGAUUGCCUUGGUUGCGGUGUCGUGAAUCAUGUCCUCUGGUUUUACUUCCGCGUUGGGAACAAAGAUUUGUCGGUCUGCGCGAGGCGGACGUGCCACCAGGAGGAGCUGUUUUGGUUUGGAGAGAUAGACUGAGACUCACUCCGGCUCAAAUGAAGUGGUUAGCUGACAUGGUGAGGCGAACGUUCGCUUCAUUUUUUGAACAAUAA